Messenger RNA from Microtus ochrogaster (prairie vole), 3037 nucleotides. It is a transcript of the gene Sgsm3, whose product is annotated as small G protein signaling modulator 3. Lineage: Eukaryota; Metazoa; Chordata; Mammalia; Rodentia; Cricetidae. Gene Ontology annotation, molecular function: GTPase activator activity; small GTPase binding. The record is from RefSeq and is a predicted model, not a curated record. Gene Ontology annotation, biological process: regulation of GTPase activity.
GAGGCGGGUGCCGCCUCGGACGGGGGCGGCAGGCUGCUGCGGCGUCUGCUCCCACGGCGACCCGGGACGCGCGUGACAGACCCACCCCCUCCGGCGGCGCCCGCCCGGCGACUCGGAGAAACUGCGCCUGACGUGGGGACUCCUGCCUGUGACGUGGGGCUGCUGCGGGCGUCUCGGCAGGUGGCAACUCUUCCAGAGCGAACUUGGGUGUCUUCAUUUAAGACUCAGGUUCAGCAUCUAGGCCGGUCCGAGCGCGCUCCGGUGUUAGCAUCGGGGAAACUGAGGCGAACAUUUAGGCAGGGUCGCCUGUGUGCUUCCGGUUGGAAUUCUGGAAAUUACUCUGAGAUUGAGAGCAGAUGAAGCCCGAGGAGCCUCGUGGCAGUCAGAUGCCCGUGAUGCCCAUCUAAGCCUGAUCUGGGAAGACCUGCUACUGUCUCCUGCACACGAUGUCAGGAAACCACAUGCCUUCUGUCAGUGGCCCUUUCUCUGCCCUGACUCCAAGCAUAUGGCCCCAGGAGAUCCUGGCAAAGUACGCACAGAAGGAAGAGUCUGCAGAGCAACCAGAGUUCUGCUAUGAUGAGUUUGGUUUCCGCGUGGACAAGGAAGGUUCAGAGCCUGGAUGCAGCCAGAUGGCAGGUGCACCCCUGGUGGAGGAUCCCCCACACAGGCUACGGUGGCAGGCCCACCUGGAGUUUACCCACAACCAUGAUGUGGGGGAUCUCACGUGGGACAAGAUCGCAGUCUCCCUCCCCCGCUCUGAGAAACUCCGCUCCCUAGUGCUGGCUGGCAUCCCACAUGGCAUGAGACCACAGUUAUGGAUGCGACUGUCUGGGGCACUACAGAAGAAGAAGAACUCUGAGUUGUCCUACCGUGAGAUUGUAAAGAACAGCUCCAAUGAUGAGACCAUUGCUGCCAAACAGAUUGAAAAGGACCUGCUCCGCACCAUGCCCAGCAACGCCUGCUUUGCCAAUGUGAACAGCAUCGGGGUGCCCCGCCUGCGCAGAGUCCUCCGAGCACUGGCCUGGCUUUAUCCCGAGAUUGGCUACUGCCAGGGCACAGGCAUGGUGGCCGCCUGCCUCUUGCUGUUCCUGGAGGAGGAGGACGCCUUCUGGAUGAUGUGUGCCAUUGUUGAGGACCUGCUGCCUGCUUCCUACUUCAGCACCACCCUGCUGGGUGUCCAGACUGACCAGCGGGUCCUGCGCCACCUGAUCGUUCAGUACCUGCCUCGCUUGGACAAACUGCUGCAGGAGCAUGACAUUGAGCUCUCCCUGAUCACACUGCACUGGUUCCUCACGGCCUUCGCCAGCGUGGUGCACAUCAGACUGCUGCUGCGCAUCUGGGACCUGUUCUUCUACGAGGGCUCCCUGGUGUUGUUCCAGACUACGCUGGGCAUGCUGCGCCUUAAGGAGGAAGAGCUGAUACAGUCAGAGAACUCGGCCUCCAUCUUCAACACGCUGUCGGACAUCCCUGCACAGAUGGAAGACGCGGAGCUGCUGCUGGGGGAGGCCAUGCGGCUGGCUGGCUCCCUCACUGAUGUGGCUGUGGAGACCCAGCGCCGCAAGCAUCUGGCCUACCUCAUUGCAGACCAAGGCCAGACCCUGGGGACUAGUGCCACCACCAACCUCUCUCAGGUUGUACGCCGCAGGACUCAGAGGAGGAAGUCUGGUAUCACCUCCCUGCUCUUCGGGGAGGAUGACCUGGAGGCUCUCAAAGCCAAGAAUAUCAAGCAGACAGAGCUGGUAGCUGACCUCCGUGAAGCCAUUUUGCGUGUGGCACGCCACUUCCAGUGCACAGACCCCAAGAACUGCAGUGUGGAGCUGACCCCAGACUACAGCAUGGAGAGCCACCAGCGGGACCAUGAGAACUACGUGGCGUGCUUACGCAGCCACCGGCGCCGGGCCAAGGCCCUGCUGGACUUCGAGCGGCAUGAUGAUGAUGAGUUAGGCUUCCGAAAAAAUGACAUCAUCACGAUCAUCUCUCAGAAGGAUGAACACUGCUGGGUGGGCGAGCUGAACGGGCUGAGAGGCUGGUUUCCGGCUAAGUUUGUCGAGGUCCUGGAUGAACGGAGUAAAGAGUACUCCAUUGCGGGGGAUGACUCUGUGACAGAAGGAGUCACAGACCUCGUGCGAGGGACCCUCUGCCCAGCCCUCAAGGCCCUAUUUGAACAUGGACUGAAGAAGCCGUCCUUGCUUGGAGGAGCCUGCCACCCAUGGCUGUUUAUCGAGGAGGCAGCGGGCCGGGAGGUCGAGAGAGACUUUGAUUCAGUGUACUCCCGCCUGGUGCUCUGUAAGACAUACAGGUUGGAUGAAGAUGGCAAAGUCCUGACCCCUGAAGAGUUGCUGUACCGGGCUGUGCAGUCUGUGAAUGUGACCCAUGAUGCGGCACACGCCCAGAUGGACGUCAAGCUCCGCUCACUUAUCUGUGUGGGGCUCAAUGAACAGGUGCUACACCUGUGGCUGGAGGUCCUCUGUUCCAGCCUGCCCACUGUGGAGAAGUGGUACCAGCCCUGGUCCUUCCUGCGCAGCCCCGGCUGGGUCCAGAUCAAGUGUGAGCUCCGUGUUCUCUGCUGCUUUGCCUUCAGCCUCUCCCAGGACUGGGAGCUUCCUGCUAAGAGAGAGGAGGAGAAGCAGCCACUGAAGGAGGGUGUUCAGGACAUGCUCGUGAAGCACCACCUUUUCAGCUGGGACAUAGAUGGAUGACACUCCUAGCUGCUCUGUGGCUCCCAGGCCUACCCCAGCCCUGGCCAGCCUCAGGCCUCCUGCCCCAAGGAAGGAGGUUCAGGGAAGGAAACACCCCCAAGCCUGCCCAGGACCCACAAUAGUGUCUAGGCCUCCCCACCCCAUGCUCGCAUAGUUGGCUGGUGGCCAGCUCAGCGUCUCUUCUUAACACGUUUCUGGGGAGUGUCCUUCCAAGGUCCUGAAGGAGUGGAGAGCCACGUCCACGCUGGCCUCUGCUCAGGAAGGGCAUAGGCUAAUGGUAGAUAAAGGCCUCUUGACCUCUUUAAAUGUAAAUAAAACUCAUUUUGUGAGACAGCGCC